Cooperia oncophora is the source of this 639-nucleotide messenger RNA. Lineage: Eukaryota; Metazoa; Nematoda; Chromadorea; Rhabditida; Trichostrongylidae. The record is from the annotation of a GenBank genome assembly.
AUGGGAUUCAUAGUGUGUCCAAACAGACAUUUAUGUUCAAUUAUUAUCAUUUUCUCGAUUCUUCUGCUGUUUUGUAAGUCAAUCAAUUGCUUUCAGUUGCCACAAUCGCUGAUUAUUCGCAUUGAACGUGUCGGUGUGUUACCGUCUGGAAAUGAAUUUAAACUAGCCGAUCAUGUGGAAUUUGGUGAAACACUCGACGUUCGGGAUCUAUGCUUCUACCGAAACAAAGAAACUGAAUAUAACCUGACAGCGGCGCGGCGGCCCGAAUCAACUUCACGAAUAGUAGGCGGUGCUGCUGGAAACGAACAUCCUUUGUCUAGAAGGCCAUCGUCGAGUGGGCUUGCGUCACCAUAUGGAAUCAUUGAUGGUGGUUCAUUUGUGGCAGAACGUCGGGAGUCGGCUCGCUACAAAUACCAAUUACGUGCAGUGAGCGAACAUCGUGGUGUACCACAAAGUGGACAUUUUGUGACGUAUCGACGAGGGAUCCACGAUCCCUAUACGUGGCAUCUUACUAACGAUGCGAAGGUUAAACGAGUACCUUACUCCCAAGUGGCUUCCGCUCAAGCUUACAUGCUAUACUAUGAGCGAAUUCAACCGAAUCGAUGGUACAAGCAAAGUAACAUACUGCUCAGACCGUGA